Molecule: messenger RNA, 1525 nt
Organism: Amoebophrya sp. A25
Lineage: Eukaryota; Dinophyceae; Syndiniales; Amoebophryaceae
Source: the annotation of a GenBank genome assembly
ACGAAAAAGAUCCACGACCUCAUAACAGUCAAUCACGAAAAAGAUCCACCUCAUAAUCACGAAAAACCUCGCAAGAGAUCACAAAGAUCUCUUCUGGCUUCAAAGUUCUUAUCCUUAUAUUUUUACAGAGAGACUGUUAUUCUUCCCUGUUUAACUUCAUACGUCGAGCUACUCACGUGCUUAACUAAGUAGACCAUUUUUUCCAUUUUUAUCUCCCUCUAGAAAGGUAGCAAAAAUGGCGAAGGGCAUCAGAAGUAAGAUUAAGAAGCGGUUUCGUACCGUGAAACGACAGAGGGUCGAGAAGAUGAUCGAUCUCCCUAGAAGGGAAGCAUCCAAUGCAGCUUUGGCGAAGCUGAUGAGGGGAGAGGUAUUUUUAGCUAGUCUUGUUCUUCUGUGCUGGAUUGAUAGUGAGCUCAACUUCUUCGCAUGACUCAGUCUAGUUUCAACACAAGAAGCACGACAACAAAUAUCAAGCUCAAUCUAAAUUCUCAACCCCAGGCAAGACCAGUGAAGCAAGUAAAGAACGCUUUUCUAUUCCCCAUGGACCCGGACGCAGAAAUUCCACAGAAGUGUGUGAAAAAACCGAUCGAUUUCAGAGCUGAAACUUUGCCGAUGGUAUUGAUGAUUAUUCGAUGUCGGAAAUUAUGACUCUUCUCUAACUACUCUAAUAAAUAGAUGGAGCUAAUUCUCUCGUCCUCUGAGUUCAUCAUUAUGUCACAAGACGACCACUUGUAAUAUCUCUAAUAACGAAACCUCCAUUAAUAUCUACUUCUACUUCCUUACACCAUCCUCACAGAGCGGCUUCGCCCUGAAAGGCAACCGAAGAAAAUACACGGAGGACGAAAAAGCAGACCUGAAGGCGCUCUCCAGAGACCACCCAGACCAAAAGAUUCUCGCAGGCAAGGGCGUCCUUCCGGCUAGUAGUUGCAAGAUUGGCGGAGAACAGCUAGGUGCUUCAGUGCUAGGAGCCAUUGUGGGAGUGUCUGGUACUACGACUAAGCCAGCAAAGGAAUCAAACGACGACAAGAUGGAGACCAACUCCGAUGAAGAAGAAGAAAUCAUGCGACAGAAGAGUGAGCAAGCGGCUACACUGCGUCAGACAACGGGUGAUGGCGUCGUGGAUAUGGACAACAUGGAGAGCAAGAAGAAUCGUAAAGCAGUCGACACUAGUCGUAGGCCCGUUGUGAAAAAAUCGACAGGCAGUGCUGCAACUGGCUCAAAGAAUGCUAGCGGAAAGAAGAAGACCCAGAGAAUCAACAAGUUUAGAGGAGCGAGUAAGAAGAAGUAAACAGCAGGUUCUACUCAGCUGCACGUGCAAGAAUCGAUGAUGUGAAGAUGAACAUGCUUUCUGAAGAUACAGCAGCAAAACUACAGCACACAAGAACUGGCGCUGAAGACGCCAGCGCCACUACCUUUACAACUACAUCCUGAUAUGUUGCAACUAGAACUAUAUGAUGUGCGCCUGCACUAAAAACGGCAGGUAGGAGGAGAAAAAAACGAAUAAGGAACAAAUAGUAGAUCGCCA